AGAGAGAGAGAGAGCGACCGGCGACGAGACACAAGCACGCGCGGGCUUCGUGCGAAUCGAAUUCCGCGCCGAACGGCCAAGGGAAUCACAUGAUCGUGGUGUGAAGCGAACGCGCAGGCAACCGUCCGAGGUUAUAAAUAGAGGGGGGCAGGCCGCGGAAAGUCUCUUUCACUUCCCGCUACGUGCCGCGGCGCGUCGUUUCGCCCAUUUGUCUCGAUCAUUACGCGGUGUGCCGUGUGCCUGUGUGAGGCUCGUACUCUCUCCCGAUCCGAUCUGAUCCGUUCUCCCUCUCGCGUGCACGCCGUCGCUUGUCCGCUCGCGUCCACCCUCGAAGGAGCCACAGGUACAAACCCCCUGCAAGAGAGACGCGAUCUGUGCCCGAUUGCGCCGCAUCGACCGCACGGAGAUAGUAAUUCGGAGCGGAGCGCGCGUAAACGUGAAAGAAAACGCAUCGACGACGAGAAGAAGGAGGAGAAGGAGAAGGCACGUGGAGAAGUCUGUUCGCCGUGGUGCGAUCGGCCAUAAACCGCUUGUGGAGCUCAACAGCGCGGCGGAAUCUGUGCGAAGCGAGCGAUCCUGAGUAGCGAGAAUCUGCCUUCGAGACAACGGCGGCGACGACCCCGAAACGUAGGAAGAUGCCGGAGACCGCACACCAUAUGAACGGCUACGCGAACGGUCACGCGCCGCCUGAGUUGCAGCAGGACACCACGUUCCUGUUCACGUCGGAGUCGGUCGGCGAGGGACAUCCAGGUGAGCAGCCCCGAGAAGACCACCCAACCCCCUUGCCGGGCUUUAGCGGGUGACCCUGCAUUAUCGGUCGAAAAA
Messenger RNA from Pogonomyrmex barbatus (red harvester ant), 825 nucleotides. RefSeq names its product S-adenosylmethionine Synthetase (gene Sam-S). The record is from RefSeq and is a predicted model, not a curated record. NCBI's taxonomy places the organism in Eukaryota, Metazoa, Arthropoda, Insecta, Hymenoptera, Formicidae. Gene Ontology annotation, molecular function: methionine adenosyltransferase activity; ATP binding. Gene Ontology annotation, biological process: S-adenosylmethionine biosynthetic process.